CAAGUACACGAGCGUCCCUCUCCAGUGCAGCCUCCACCAGGACCCCAACAACGCCUGCUGCCGCAUCAUGAUCUGUGACCCCAAUAAGGUGGUGGAGAUUGCCUACGUCACAGACGCUCCCGUCACCCUGGCCCCGACCUCCGCACCCACAACGCAAGAUCCCAACGGUCCUGUGGUGGUCCGCCCGGUGCCCACUGUGUCGUCAGGUGGAGUGAUAUACACGCUGCCCCCCACACAGAGGCCUUCUUUAGAAUUCUGUGUGUACAACGGCGCCACGUAUAGACAAGGUGACACCUUCAAGAGGAACUGUCAGCUGAUGUGUAGAUGUGAUGACGCAAGGAACAACAUCGUCAACUGUUUUGAAAGGUCAGUUCUGAGCUCAUGGUAUACCCCAUCAGCUGUGGAAAGUUAUUGACUACUUUGCCUCUGACAUUACGUCGUUCAGGGCACUGUGAGAAAGUUGUUCUUAUUGGCAUUAUCAUAGUUUUCCCUCCAUUCUUUUUCCUUCUUCUACUUCUCCUCUUCUUCCUCCUCUUCUGAUACCUUUUUAUGUCGUCCUCUUACACUCUUCACCAUUGACGGCACUGUUUUCCCCUCUUCCCUUAUCUUAUCCUUUCCUAUCCUCUCACUUAUUACCAUUGUCCUUCUCCUCCUCUUCCUCGUCAUCAUCAUCAUCAUCAUCAUCAUCAUCAUCAUCAUCA
Messenger RNA from Aplysia californica (California sea hare), 701 nucleotides. Its product is annotated as zonadhesin-like. NCBI's taxonomy places the organism in Eukaryota, Metazoa, Mollusca, Gastropoda, Aplysiida, Aplysiidae. The record is from RefSeq and is a predicted model, not a curated record. Gene Ontology annotation, molecular function: protein binding.